This is a messenger RNA of Labeo rohita (rohu), 2143 nucleotides long. It is a transcript of the gene uevld, whose product is annotated as UEV and lactate/malate dehyrogenase domains. The transcript has 12 exons. Gene Ontology annotation, biological process: carboxylic acid metabolic process; protein modification process; protein transport. The record is from RefSeq and is a predicted model, not a curated record. Bases 100 to 1515 code for a protein of 471 amino acids. Gene Ontology annotation, molecular function: oxidoreductase activity, acting on the CH-OH group of donors, NAD or NADP as acceptor. Lineage: Eukaryota; Metazoa; Chordata; Actinopteri; Cypriniformes; Cyprinidae.
UGUUUGCGGAAGUUUCACUGUAUGAACUCACCCGGUUGAGAUUGAAGCGCACUCGCUUUCUUCGGUUUAACGAAACGUACUUUUAUUGAAACAGAGAUUAUGGAUUUCAACUCGGAAUCUGUGAAGAAAGUUCUUUCUAAGUAUAAAUUUCGGGAUGUUGCUAUUGAAGAGCUACAGAAAGUGUCUCGCCUUCAUCCUGAUAUGAAAGUAAUAUCUGGAACAUACACAUCUAGUGACAGUUUACAGAAGGAGCUGCUCAAGCUGAUUGGAAACAUCCCAGUCAGAUAUCAAGGGCGCUCAUAUAACCUGCCCAUCCUGCUGUGGCUCUUGGAAUCGUUUCCUUUCACGCCUCCCAUCUGCUUCCUGAGACCCACUUCCAGCAUGGUCAUACGGGAGGGUAAACACGUCGAUUCGAAGGGUAGAAUACACCUGCUGGGUCUGCACAACUGGGACCAUCCAAAGUCAACUGUGAACGGGCUUCUGACAGAGAUGAUUGCAAAGUUUGAGGAGGAACCUCCACUGGCCACCAAAUCUUCAACCCAGGGUGACAAUCCCAACGAUCUGCUGGCCUAUGUGUCAAAUCUCAACCUUAAUGAAGGUGGAAAUCGGUUUGAUCAGGAGGUUAAGGUGUCUGUGAUUGGCGGGGGAGAUUUGGGAAUAGCUGCUGUGUUGAGUAUUAUGGCCAAAAGCUGUGUUGACAAACUGGUUUUGAUUGACAUCCCUGAGAGUUCAACCAAAGGAGGCACAAUGGAUUUGGAGAUUUUCAGUUUGCCAAAGGUCGAGGUCUCGAAAGACCUGUCGGCCUCGGCGGGCUCUAAGGUGGUGGUGAUCACAGCGAAUGCCUGGAGUGAUGAGCAGUCAUAUUUGAGUGUGGUUCAGACGAAUGUGGACAUGUACAGAGGCAUCAUCCCUCGUCUCGCCCAGCUGAGUCCAAAAGCCGUGCUGCUCAUCGCCUCUCAACCAGUGGACAUUAUGACACAUGUUGCCUGGAGACAAAGUCAUCUCCUGCCCACUCAGGUGAUUGGUCUGGGCUGUAAUCUGGACUCAGAGAGACUGUCUCACAUCAUCAACAUUUCACUGGUGGCAAAUAACACAGGCAAGCAGGCCUGGGUCAUUGGAGAACUGUCUGAGAACAAGGUGGCAUUGUGGGGUAGUAUGGGACCGGGAACCGACCAGCUACAAGCGUUAACCCCAGUGUCCAACUCCACCAAACCCUUAAUGGACAGGGCGUUAGAGAUGCUCAAAGGUAAAGGUCAGAGGUCAUGGUCAGUCGGGUUGUCCAUCGCUGACAUCACUCACAGCAUUGUAACGGACAAAAAGAAGAUACACUCUGUCACAACACUGGCUGAGGGUUGGGGUGGAAUCGGUUCCAAAGUGUUCCUCAGCUUGCCUUGCAUCCUCGGGGAAAACGGCUCUACCCGAUUACCAGGAGUGGUUUUAGGUUCAGAAGAUGAAAUGAGGCUGAGGGAGAGUGUGGCGUGUCAGGUUAACCUCUUCAUGCAGCUGAGACUCUAACUUAGGUACUGGAUGAAACAGCAUCACCUCUACAAAGCUUUAAGACACACUUUCAGAUUUCAGAGGGGUGAGCUAACCAAAGAAAUUUCUCACGGAAGGUAAAGAUGCAGUUUAAUCCUUCUUGCAAUACUUGCUUAUCUUAUAUUCUAACAUCAGCCACUGUGAAGUGACAGUCCUCUAUCUGACGGCAAUAGCACUAAAGACUUUGUCUUGGCUUCUUGUGAAGCAUUAUGCAUAUAUUAUAUUAUAUUAUAUUAUAUAUGCAUAUAAUAUUGCACUUGUUUACAAAACAUAUGUAUAUGCAGUCCUGUUUGCCAUGUAACUUAUAAAUAAUAAUGCAACAAUGGUGCCUUUAUGAAGGGUAAAUUAUGGUGGAAUGGUAAAAUGAAUGGCUUCGAGUGCUUGUUAAAUGCUGUUACCAAUCAGGCAGAUGUCAUGUAAAUUGAAUUAAAAAGGGCAUGGGUUCCUGAUGUGCUUUUAUGCAAGUAAAUGUACAUUAUAAUUUAUAAAGAAAUACUAGACUUGGUAUUAUAUUUUAUCACAUUGUGCUUGUGCCAUGUAUCUCAGAAUGUGAAAUCAGAAUUGACAACAGCAAUAAUGUAAAUAUUAAAAUAAACACUCCACUUCA